CGGAUUCCCCCCACGCGCUAUAAAUAUCAGACCUCGCCGGCGACACCGUGAGAAAUUCCCCCCUUCUCCACGGCGGCGGCGACGGCGCGCUCUUCUUGUCGCUACCCCUACCACUACUACUAAUCACGCCCACUACUACUACUGCCGCUGCUGCCACUGAGCUAGUAGUAGCCGCAGCAGCAGGUAGUAGCUGGCGCGGGGAGCGUAACCCUAGAAUGUCGCAGCAGGAGGUGGCGGAUCCGGCGCAGGCGGCGGAGGAGGAGGGGCCGGGGGAGCUGCCGCGGAGCGGCUCCUCCAGCAGGCUCAACGCGCAGGCGCCGGAGUUCGUGCCGCGCGCCGCGGCGGCACCGCCUCAGGCGGCGGUGGCAGCGCCGCCGCCGCCGCCGCAGGUGAUCCGGGUGUUCGCCGCGGCGCCGCCCCCUCCCCCCGCGGCGUUCUUCGCCGCGGUGCCCCCUCCGCCCCCGCCGCCGUUCGAGUACUACCCCGCGGUCGGUGGGGGUGGCGGGUUCGGUGCGCCGGUGGAGCUCGAGGCGGAGGCCGAGCAGCAGCCGCCACCGGGGCAGCAGUCGGGGAGGGACGGGAUCUCCGACGACGUGGUGCACAAGAUCACGAAGCAGGUGGAGUACUAUUUCAGUGAUAUAAAUCUAGCCACUACGGAACAUUUGAUGAGAUUCAUUACCAAGGAUCCAGAAGGAUAUGUUCCGAUAUCAGUUGUUGCUGGCUUUAAGAAGAUUAAGGCUUUGAUACAAAGUAAUGCAAUGCUUGCUUCAGCUCUUCGGACAUCAUCAAAACUCGUUGUUAGUAAUGAUGGAACAAGAGUAAAACGUGAGCAACCGUUUACAGAGUCAGAUUUAGAAGAGCUCCAGGCCCGAAUCGUUGUUGCAGAAAAUCUUCCAGAUGAUCAUUGUUACCAGAAUCUCAUGAAGCUUUUUUCAACUGUUGGCAGUGUCAAGACAAUUCGAACAUGCUAUCCUCAAACCCCAAAUGGCACUGGUCCAGUUACUAAUAGAUCUGCCAAGCUAGAUAUGCUUUUUGCUAACAAGCUGCAUGCUUUUGUUGAGUACGAUACUGUAGAGGAUGCUGAGAAAGCGAUCGUGGAACUUAAUGAUGAGAGGAACUGGAGAAAUGGGCUGAGAGUUCGAUUAUUGAAUACUUGCAUGACAAAGGGAGGCAAAGGGAAAAAGGGUGGCCAUGAUAUCAAUGAUGGACAUGGUGUAGAGGAUGAUGUCUCCACUUCUAACCAAUCAAAUGAGAAACAUGGAGAAGAAGCACUGCAAACACCAGAUGCACAGGGAGAGCAAUUGCCUGAUGAGAGCGCUGGGGAUAUGGGACGAGGGCGUGGCAAAGGCCGUGGCCGUGGAGGUAGAGGCCGAGGGCGUGGCUACCACUACCACAACAACAAUCAACAGAGCUACCACAACCAUCAGCAGCAUAAUCAUCAGAAUAGCAACAACCGGAACGCCGCCCAUCCAGUUGGAACGCCGCCAUCCAACCAUCCUGCCAAGAACGAGCAGCAACAGCAGGCACAGCCACAGCCACAGCCACAGCCACAGCCACAGCCACCAGCAGGAGCAAACAAGCAGCCUCCAGGGCCACGCAUGCCUGACGGAACACGCGGGUUCGCCAUGGGCAGAGGGAAGCCGCAAACAUCUACGACGACACCCAGCGCAUCAUCCGGUAGCGAACCUUGAAACUCGAAACACGCAAUGUUGCUGUUGGUCAUGUUGAUAGAAAGAGAUGCGGUUGAGAGACUUGUCUUUUUUACAAGUCUGUCCUUGGAAGCGUGCCUCCUUUUGUUGUUUGUUCUAUAUAUACACGUUUUUCUGCCGUGUGCUGUUGUUGUGUAGUACUACUUCUGAAACAGGUAGAGCACACACCGUUUGUGUGACUCGGUGUGAGUGAGUGACCUGAGUGUGCUCCCUGUCACUUUGCAGCUCUGUUUUUUUUUUUUUACCAUUUUUGCCGCCCUGACUGUAAGAUUGUAGUAGUAAAAGUUGAUUCCAGAAAGAUAGGGGAGGAGAACAUAGUAAAAUGUGAUGAUGUUUCUUGUACUGUGUUGUGUUGUCCUCUGUUUUUGUUGCUCAA
Oryza sativa Japonica Group (Japanese rice) is the source of this 2085-nucleotide messenger RNA. Its product is annotated as la-related protein 6B. Gene Ontology annotation, cellular component: nucleus. Gene Ontology annotation, molecular function: mRNA binding. Lineage: Eukaryota; Viridiplantae; Streptophyta; Magnoliopsida; Poales; Poaceae. Gene Ontology annotation, biological process: RNA processing. The record is from RefSeq and is a predicted model, not a curated record.